This is a messenger RNA of Nanorana parkeri, 662 nucleotides long. RefSeq names its product coiled-coil domain-containing protein 169-like. Lineage: Eukaryota; Metazoa; Chordata; Amphibia; Anura; Dicroglossidae. The coding region runs from base 6 to 662 and encodes 218 amino acids. The record is from RefSeq and is a predicted model, not a curated record. The transcript is spliced from 8 exons.
GGAGAAUGGAGCAGAGCCGGAGACCUCCUGAUCAUCAUCAUCAGCAGCUGGUGGAGGAGCUGCAGGCGGAGAGGAAAAUGAAGGAAAUGUUACAAGCAUCUAUAUACGAAAGAAGAAAUGCAAUUGCCGAUCUGGAAAGGAAACUGAACAGUGUGGAUGAUGAAGGCAAUGAAUGGAAGAUAAGGUAUGAGACACAAAUUGAACUGAACAGACAGCUAGAACGGCAAAUUCAUAUACUUCAAGAAAAAUCAGAACAUCUACGAGGCAAUCCAACAGAUCGACUCUCAUCCAUUCGCUCGUAUGACCAAAUGCCUGAGGGGGCAUUAAACCAAUACCUAAAGCGUCUGGAGGAUGAGAAGACUUUGAUAGAAAAUCAAUUAAAAGAUUUUGAACUUCGAAUAGAACAAGAAGCAAAGGCAUACUACAAGGUUAAUGAUGAAAGAAGAAUGUAUAUUUCAGAAAUUUCCCAGACCUCAGUCGUACAGGAUGCUGUUAAGAAACAGGCAACUGAUGCAGUACAUGCCACCAGAGAAAAUCCAGGGAAUAAAUUAAUGUAUAAAGCAUCUGUGAACCAAAGAAUGUCCGAAAAAAAGAAAAAGCCAAUUAAAAAGACUGCAAAAGCAAAUGUCUCCUCCAAAACACACAUGGAACGGAGAAGCUAA